Alnus glutinosa is the source of this 1816-nucleotide messenger RNA. Its product is annotated as probable inactive purple acid phosphatase 29. The transcript is spliced from 4 exons. The coding region runs from base 402 to 1553 and encodes 383 amino acids. The record is from RefSeq and is a predicted model, not a curated record. Gene Ontology annotation, molecular function: hydrolase activity, acting on ester bonds. Lineage: Eukaryota; Viridiplantae; Streptophyta; Magnoliopsida; Fagales; Betulaceae. Gene Ontology annotation, cellular component: cytoplasm.
AGGUUGUUGAAGGUGAAGAAGACAUCUUCCAUUUUUGCAACUAGAAGAGAAGUAGAAACAUUUGGUGAUAAUUAAUUACCUUAAUCUCAUUUUCAGAGCAAAUAAAAAAUCUAAAAUUGGUGAAACAUCGAUUUUAGACAGGGUCAGAUUUGGUGAUAAUUACCUUAAUCUAAUCCGACUUAAUUGGGGAUUAGAGCUCAAAGUAUUUAAGUAUAUAUCUUCUGCCGUGGGAAUAUACGAGGCCCCAGGGCAUAAAUUAUUGAAAGCAAAUCAUUCUUUGUGAGCGUAAACAAAGAAUAUGGAAGAAAGUCGGGGAGAGAGAUAAGACUACGGAGUUGGGCAUUUUCUGGGCUUGUUUGAACUUUGAAAAGAGAAGAAGAAAACCCCAUAAGCAGAAGAAAAUGGAAGGGUGUUGGAAGUUGAUGGGAGUGGCAGUCCUUUGUAUUUAUUGGCUUCCGAUUUGGGGCUUCGCGGCGGAACAACAACUGCGGUUUGGGAAAAGUGGGGAGUUCAAGAUACUGCAAGUGGCGGACAUGCAUUAUGCCGACGGCAAGACCACGCCUUGUGAGGACGUGCUCCCGAGACAGGUCGCCUCUUGCUCCGACCUCAACACUACCGCCUUUGUCCGCCGCAUGAUCCUCGCCGAGAAACCCCAUCUCAUUGUUUUCACCGGGGAUAACAUCUUCGGGUUUGACGCUACGGAUGCGGCCAAGUCUUUGAAUGCUGCAUUUGCGCCAGCAAUCUCAUCCAACAUCCCAUGGGCUGCCAUUCUCGGGAACCAUGAUCAGGAAUCUACCCUCUCAAGGGAAGGGGUGAUGAAACAUAUAGUUGGCCUGAAGAACACAGUGUCUCGGGUCAAUCCUGUGGAAGCCCACAUAAUUGAUGGUUUUGGGAACUAUAACAUCGAGGUUGGUGGGGUUGAGGGCUCUGGUUUUGAAAACAAGUCGGUUCUCAAUCUGUACUUCCUUGACAGUGGAGAUUAUUCCACCGUUUCUUCCAUCCCUGGCUAUGGUUGGAUUAAACCCUCUCAACAACUUUGGUUUGAACGCACUUCUGCAAAGCUUCGGAGAGCAUACAUGGACAAACCAGAGGCUCAGAAAGGACCUGCACCGGGGCUUGUAUACUUUCACAUUCCAUUGCCGGAAUCUGCAAGUUUUGACUCGACCAACUUCACUGGUGUGAAACAGGAAGGCAUUAGCUCUGCUUCUGUGAACUCUGGCUUCUUCACGACCAUGGUAGCUGCAGGGGAUAUAAAGGCAGCUUUCACUGGCCAUGAUCAUCUCAACGACUUCUGUGGCAAGCUAAACACUAUACAGCUCUGUUAUGCUGGGGGAUUUGGAUACCAUGCUUAUGGGAAGGCUGGAUGGUCAAGGAGAGCAAGGGUGGUGGUAGCGAACUUGGAGAAAACAGAAAAGGGUGGUUGGGGUGCAGUAAAGUCAAUCAAAACAUGGAAGCGCCUUGAUGAUCAGCAUCUCACUGCUAUCGAUGGUCAGGUCCUCUGGAGCAAGAGCUCUACCGGACCCCGCAGGAAAAAACAAAUUGGUGGCACUUGAGUAGCAGGCAUAUGAAAAACAAUUACUAUAUACAAGUUCAUAACUAACAAAGUUGGCUGUGAGGAAGAAAGUUUUGGAACUGGUUUGAUGGGAACAUUUUAAUGUAUCGUUGUACUAUAAAUUUAUCUAAACAUUAUGUAUGGCAUACGUAUCUUGAGAAUUAGUGAAACUACAGGAGGUAACGGAUGAAUUUGUAUGCCAUGUAAUUGUGUGUUCGAAUAUUGUAUUCAGGUCUGAAUAAAGUUGGGAUAUUUAUGUAUUAA